Dreissena polymorpha is the source of this 3325-nucleotide messenger RNA. RefSeq lists its product as uncharacterized. The record is from RefSeq and is a predicted model, not a curated record. NCBI's taxonomy places the organism in Eukaryota, Metazoa, Mollusca, Bivalvia, Myida, Dreissenidae. Bases 116 to 3100 code for a protein of 994 amino acids. The transcript has 19 exons.
UGAUUCUUUUUUGAAAUAUUAUGCAAGACAACAUGACAACUGACCACAUGUUAUUCCAAGAAUAAAAAAUGUUGCAUGGAACAAUCCGUGUGCGCACAUCACGAAAAUAGGUGACAUGAAAAUGUACACACGUGCAGUAGCUCGUCAUCAGCACUGGACAAUGGCAGGAGCACAUGGGGAUGCAGACAAUCUUGAGAAGAGGCAAGAGGCCUGUGCCUUUAGCCCAGCUGAAAAGAUGCGGUUCACAUCUCUCACAUAUAAAAUCAUAGAGGAACUGAAAAUGAGAAGAGAGAUAGACAGCGAGAAUGAGAAAAAGAUACAGAGACUCCUGCAAGACAGGUUCACACUUGGAUGGAAACUGGACCAAGAGAACAAGAAGCUAAAAAGUUCUGAGGAGAAACAUGAUGCGGAGCUUCGUGAUGUCCGCCGUCAGUUGCAGGAAGAGAUGAAAGAAUAUCAAGUUGAAGCUUCCCAACACAAGGUAUACAGACAGCUGGCAGAGAAGGAGCGUGAAGCUAUGAAGGAAGAAAUCAGAAAACUUCAGCUUGUCAACUAUGCCCUGGACAAGAAAGUACGGGAAUACGAACGACAGGAGAAACUCCAUAACACAGAUCGAGAGCAACACAUAGAGCAGGUGUCCAAAUACGAGAGACUCUUCAAGCAGGUACAGUCGCUAGGCAACACACUGGAAUGCAGGCAGGAGCAGAUUGAGGCGAAAAUGAAAUACCUGCAAGAUUUAACAACAAAGUUGCAGUAUGAAACCAAGCAUCAGACCUGUAUUCUUCAACUGAAGGAUGAAGAAAUGGAAUGCCUAAGAAAACAGUUGCUGGAGUCACAAGUUAAAGCCAAACUGUACCCGGUGUAUAAUGAAGGGGAGAGAAGUGGGUUUCAGGAGCAGAUCACUAUGCUACACACCAGGAUUACCUCCCUUGACAAACAGAAUGAAAGAAUGGAGAAGGAGGGCGAGGACUGGAAACAGAAAUACUGGGGCUCUCUUAAGACACUAGACGAGGCUCAUCGCCUGGUGAAUGUCCAUCUCCACAACGCUGCAGCCUUCAAGGAUGAGUGCAGAGCCAUGGAGGCGGAGAGGGAUGGCUUGAAACUGGAGCUCCACCAGACCAGGGACAGGCUGCUGGCCCUUGAACAGAGACUCAAUGAGGCGCAGGAGAGAUUGGAGGAGGAGAAACAGAAUUGGCAGAGACAGGAAGAGACACUCAAAGAAAACAUUACUGAUGUCAAGGAUAAAUUGUCAGAAGUGGCAGGGGAAAAAGCAGACAUAGAGUCACAGCUGAAUGUCUUGAAAGAUGAUCUUAAGAGAGCAAAAGAAGAAUUAGAAGCUGCACAGACAAUACUUGAUGUUGAGAAACUUUCAUGUGAGAUCCAAACAGAGUUAACCAUGCUCUCUGUAAUGAACAGAGGAGUGCAAGCAUUGACAGAAGAAAGUGAGAAGUCUGUUCAGGCCACAGUGGCCAGUAGACCAGGUGUGUCCCAGACAAUAGAUGCAGCCCUUACAAGCAGCUCUGUUCAGACGGAUGCUCUGGAGGAAGACAUUGUAGACAUGGCAACAGUCAGCUGUCAGACAGACCUCCCAGAUAUGGAGGAGGACACGGUUGACAUGGUCACAGUCAGCUGUCAGGCUGACCUCCCAGAUAACAAGGAUGUUGAUGCACAGUGCAGAGAUGGUGAAAUAGAAGAGAGCAAGACUCUUGGAAAAGAUGUGGCCUCUGUAUGUACUCAGACUGAUUUUUCUUAUACGGGCCCUGUAUCUGGUCUGGUUCCUUCCUGUGCUGGUACUGAGGAGAUUGAUUUUGGGAAAUCUUCCUUUUGGGAAAUCAUGCAGAACAGAAACAAAUGCUCAGACAAAAUGGAUAUUAGCAAAGAUGUUUCUGCUGAGUUAACUGAUGUUAACAUACAGAAAAAGACUCUGGCUGAGCGAAGUGUGGGGAAUCUUGAAACAACAAGUACUGUUUCCGAUGAAAAUCUACCAACUUACACUGCCUUAAUUGAGGACAAUAAUGAAGAAAAUGCAGCUCCUGCAAAAGUGACGAUGAUGUUAAAUAAUGGUCAAAAUUUCAACAUCAAAGCAAUUGGACUAGAUAUACCAAAAAUUGAUGUCAAAACAGUGAAAUAUGCAAAAACUGUAUUCAUUGAACCAGAUGAGUUUAGUAUCAAGCUAACACAAGAUGAAGUUAACGAAAUUGGUGAAGAUGAAACUAGAAAGUCCACCACAGACAUUAACAAACAAACAAUAAAGGAUGAGAAUAUGACAUAUGUGAAGUAUAAAUCACCAGCUGCAAGUACAGGUAACAUUAACUUUGUAGAUAUUAGCAAUGGAAGCAGUCAAGAAGAUGAUGAAGUUGCUGAAAUACUUGGUGAUGAUGAAGAGGACUUGGAAGCAGCAGUGGAACAAAAAUGGGCUUUAGCAACGGAUGCAUCGAAAAGGCUCACCAAAGUUGGGAAACAUAAGCUGCUUAGCGCUCAGGACGUGCAAGAGAAAUUUCUAGAGUUCGAAGAUAGAAAGAAAACUUUUGAAGCCCUUAUGCAAGCAAGUAUUGGACAGGAAGCAGUUCCUCAUAAAUUGCAAAAAGUUGAUAACCAUUCCAAUGGAGAAUGUGAUGAACCUCUAAGGGACAUGAUGUAUCUGGCAGCUGACAGAAAUAUUGAUCCGGUAAAACGCAGUAUUACAGGUCAAAUUACACAGAAAGAAGAUGAUAAUGCUGCAUCAGUUUUAUCAGCUGAUUCUGGUGCUUAUGUUGUAAACACUAAUAGUGAAAAGACUGAAACAACUAGAAAUUCAAAUGAGACUACCAUACUUACUGGAAACUCCUCUGUUGUAAAACCUGCCCCAAGCUUCCUGCAGACUUACAGGAAUCUGAUGGCGAAAAUUCAUCCACUUCCACUCCACACUGUUCAGUUUAAGAGGAAGGCUGAUGAAGCUGACUUUGGGUCUGAUACAAAGAGGACACAUGUUGUAAGCCCAAAACCAUCUUCGGCUAAAGGAAUCUUAAAAGGAGCAGCCGGGGGCAAGAACAAAACAAAAAGUAUAACUUGGUCGGAGACUGUGAUGAUGAAAGAUUUCUACAAAGAAGAUAAUGAGUAACCUUGUAAUUAAUUGAUUAACAUGUAAAGAUUGAUGAGAAUAUGAGCAAAAGUCUCUGUAUUAGUUAUACUGUUUUAAUAUUGGAGACCUGUAAAAACAGGAUCACAGCAGUUGCGUGAAUCUUCAACAUAUUGUUUACCUUUUUCACAUAUUACUGUUCAAAUGAUAUUUGCACUUCAUUAGUUUCACAAAUUAUGUAUUUAAUGAAAUAAAAACAAAUCUAAA